Molecule: messenger RNA, 364 nt
Organism: Telopea speciosissima
Lineage: Eukaryota; Viridiplantae; Streptophyta; Magnoliopsida; Proteales; Proteaceae
Product: protein MEN-8
Exons: 2
Coding region: 18-290 (90 amino acids)
Source: RefSeq, a predicted model, not a curated record
UUGAAGAGAGAAAAGUAAUGGCAUCACUUAAGUUUAUCAUCUCUCUCUUGCUGGUUGUGGUUGCUCUUGUCACACAGGCUCAGGUGGCUCGAUCACAGAAUUGUGGAAAUGAGCUUAAUAGCUUGACUGUUUGUGCCCCUUUUGUGCUUCCUGGCUCACAAAACUCCAACCCCAGCUCUGAAUGCUGCGCCGCAAUAAGAGGUGUCGAUCAGGGUUGCUACUGCAAUACUAUGAGGAUUAUCUCUCGUCUUCCUUCUCAAUGCCAACAGUCUCCCAUGACUUGUCCAUGAGCAAGAGAUUGGGCUCGGGGAGUGAUCGACUGAUCAUUGAAUAAAUUGGAGUUACUAGCCGCAAGCCCGCAACA